Molecule: messenger RNA, 5155 nt
Organism: Candoia aspera
Lineage: Eukaryota; Metazoa; Chordata; Lepidosauria; Squamata; Candoiidae
Gene: NUDT3
Product: nudix hydrolase 3
Exons: 5
Coding region: 27-539 (170 amino acids)
Biological process (GO): diadenosine hexaphosphate catabolic process; diphosphoinositol polyphosphate metabolic process; adenosine 5'-(hexahydrogen pentaphosphate) catabolic process
Cellular component (GO): nucleus; cytoplasm
Molecular function (GO): diphosphoinositol-polyphosphate diphosphatase activity; bis(5'-adenosyl)-hexaphosphatase activity; endopolyphosphatase activity
Source: RefSeq, a predicted model, not a curated record
CUUCCCACCCCUUUCCCCGAGCAGAGAUGAUGAAGCUCAAGUCCAACCAGACUCGAACCUACGACGGGGACGGAUACAAGAAACGGGCGGCUUGCCUCUGCUUCCGCAACGAGAGCGAGGAGGAGGUGCUGUUAGUUAGCAGUAGUCGUCAUCCUGACAGAUGGAUUGUCCCUGGAGGUGGAAUGGAGCCUGAAGAGGAGCCUAGUGUGGCUGCUGUGCGAGAAGUUUGUGAAGAGGCUGGAGUGAAAGGGACAUUAGGAAGAUUAGUAGGAAUUUUUGAGAACCAAGACAGGAAACACAGAACAUAUGUUUACGUACUUAUUGUCACAGAAGUAUUGGAAGAUUGGGAGGAUUCUGUGAAUAUUGGAAGGAAAAGGGAAUGGUUUAAGAUUGAUGAUGCCAUAAAAGUUCUGCAGUAUCACAAACCUGUACAGGCUUCAUACUUUGAAACCUUAAGGCAAGGCUAUUUGGCUAAUAACGGCACUCCUGUUGUGACCACAUCAUUCUCAAAGGAGAGCACGCUAUCUGACAUCAGAUGACUGAAGAUAAUCCUAUAAGAGAAGUUUGAAAAAUAGACUGGAUUUCCUUUCUUCCCCUCUUCUCGCCGCUUUCACAUGUGUCCUUUGAUAAACAAGACAUGUGCAGCAGCCUUUGGCAGAGCAGAUGUUUGAGUGUUGCAUUAUAGUGCAAAGUGGGUGGUUUGGGGUUUUUUGUUUUUUGCUUUUUCUUGGAUAUGUAUUUUGUAAUACACAUUUUGUGCAUGAAAUGCCCCUUCCCUAUUAACAAAAUUUUGACAAUGUGAACAGCAAGGCUAUUAGUUUCAUCUAUGCCUUGUCUUCUGAAAUGUUCUUGUAUAUAUUAUUCCAGCCAUAGCCAAAUCUCUUAUCUUUUCAGUAAAAAAGGCUACAAAUGUGAGAUCAAUUCUUUAUGUCUUAGAUUUUGUACAGUAAGGUACUGUUGAGGUCUGUGUGGUGGCCACUUGCUCCACAUCUGCAUGUAACAUUUUUUAGAGGGAGAAAUCUAACACUGAUUUUGCAAGAUUUUUUUUUUUUAAAAAAACAAGCUGCUUCUAUAAAAGAGGGCUUCAUAAUCUUGUUUGCCUUGUUCUUUAAAGAAAUUUCUUUAUGACAGUGCUAGUGGCUGGGCCAGUUUCAUUCCCUGCAUCCUAUUCCCUGACCCAAACUUAAUACAAUGAGACUUGAAGGAGACUUGUAAAGCAUCCCUGGUGCUCAAUUCUUUCUACAGUUUCAACCAGUAUGUCAUGUAACAAUGGACAGAACCACAAAGAAUUGGUCACCAUUCAUUCAAAAGCAUAUGGCCUCAGAAGCUUAAUGAAUUCCAACUUCAGUAAAUAGGAAUCAGGGAUUCAAAAUGAGUUUUCAAAUGUGAACUGGAACAUCGAGCACUAAUGCUUUUUAAUUGUGUGAAAUUAUUUCUCUUCCUGUUGCAUACUGCUGGUGUCUUUUUGUUUUCUUUUGUCCAUAUGCCUUACAUCUUACUGAACUGGAUAUUGUAAUUUGUGCUAAAGCAUUGGAUUGUACUUUGAGUGUCACCUCAUGGUGGGACAGUCACUUUAUGUCCCUGAAAAGAAUUCCCAGGGAAAAAUUUCAAGUGUCCAGUCUCCUUUGUCUGUAAUAUUGUAUCACGGAGCACACUCAAAAUUGUAGACUUAAUUUCUUAAGCGGCAAAGGUACAGCUAGUUCCCAAGUAAAAUUGUUUGUAUGGAGAUCUAUGUCAUUUAAUAGGAUAGUUAACCUGAUGCAUUGGCACACAUCACAUUUUUGUUUCUGUUGAUGUUUCAUACUGUCUUGAUUUGCCAACAGUGUUGUCUCGUUUUUGGAAAGGGCUGUGGGAGGGGGUGGAUCUGGGUAGAUUUGGGGAGGGGCAUUAGUUCAUCCCUGGCUUGAGACAGGACCUAGUUGCUAUAUUUGGUGACUACUUCUUUGUCACAGUAUAGCCAAGAUGUGAAAUUAAACCUGCAGUACUCCAAUUUAGUAGAUAAUUCUCUCUUCCCCAUAAAUGUUUAAAAACAUAAAAAAAUACCCUGAAAUAGUCCCACAACCUGAUGAAAAGUAAAUUAGUAUACUUUUUUCAAUGGACAGUUGCUAUAGAAGCUGAGUACCAAUAAUAUUUCUUAUUUCUUAAUUCCCUACUUUCUGUUAAUAGGAUAGCAUUCCUUAAUAUGGGAUCACUGAAGCCAAAAGCAAUACACAGAAAAUGCUGAAAGGCACUGUUGAAAAAAAGUGGCUUAAACUUUAUCUGGAACAGAUGAAAAAUUAUGUUAUGCCACUUUACUGCCCUUCAUUUUAACAAAUAAUAAAAUUUAGCUGAAUGAGCUUGGCUAAUGUCUUGAAGCAUACAAUAAUAAUUUAUCUUACUAAGUAUAUGUGUGACACUUUCCGGGAUAGCAAACUGUUGCCUUUAGCUAAAGGCUUCGUGUCUCAUUGAACUGAUUAGGACACAGAUAGCUGUUUGAAAGAGAACUGAAACUCCUGAUGGAGUGACUGCAGUUUUAAUAUCUAUAGCAUGCACACUUUUUUAAACUUCUAAAAUGUUUUUAUAGGGCUGUUAAACUGACACUUUAGGAUAGAAUAUUGUUAAUGAUAUUCUAACAGUGAUUUCUUGUUUGUUUGGGUCAGGAAAAAUAAAUUGUGCCAAGAAAGUAGUUUAAUGUGGGAUGAAUUGAUGCUGUUUAUACAACUGCACUGAAUUGUUGAUGUUUGCUUCUGAACUGGAAAUCGAAGAUGUGUCUCCUGGGAUAUAAACUGUCUGGAUUAUUGGUAAACUUCCUCCUGUUUACUAAAGCUCACUAUUUCACCUCCUUUUAAUGCACUAUAUCCAUAGCUUUCCCAGUAUCUCAGGGUACUCUGUAAUAAAUGAGCCAAGAAACUGUAGUAAUACAAUGAAACUUAUUCACAACAUUUCUAAUUACACUGGAACUUCCUACAUUGCCAGAACAUGCAUCAAAUGUGGUAUAAGGAAGAGAAUUUCAAAUACAGUUCAUUCUAAGUAGGCAAGCUGGUCGCCAUAUUGGACUUUAAACAUCUUAAAUCUUCAGAUAAUUUGGGCUUUAUUCUGGACUUGUUGAUUAAAAUGCAGAAUGUUUUGGUCUUUACUUACAGAAUUCUUUACAUAGUGAAAUCAAGUAAAAAUCAUGUGAUAAGGGAUUCUUUACCUAUAAAAUGGUUUAGUAAUUAUGUCUGGCCAUCAGACAUUCUGGAGAUUAGAUACGUUCUCCAAAAAGGGUGUAUUGCUUAGCUGCAGAUUUUAUUUUUGUAUGUAAAUUUCUGGUCCUUCACAGUUUCAGAAGAGAUUCAGUAUUCGCAAGAAUUUGUUGAACUUGCAUGCUUCUUAUUUAGACAAGUGUUGGAACAGUACAAGCAGUAUUCUGGAUUUGUAGUUAUACAGCGACCAGUAACUUGUUACAAGUUCAAAUGUGGUACCAGUGUUCUCAUCAAGUCUAGAUGGGCUUUUGCAUUAUAUAUACUAUACAUCAGCCCUUCUUAAUAGGGCGGUACAGUGGUCUAGACAUCGUUUGGAAAAGGCACUUUGGGGCAUGAAUGUAGCAUCUGACUGCAAGUUUUUAAAGCAGCUGCAUCUUUUCCUUAGGAUCACAUGGCUGUCCACUAGAGCUGGAUCCUGGGAAAAAACAUGGCUACUUUAAAAAGUUGCAGGCAGUUGCUAUGUUCCUGUCCCUGUGUACUCAAGCAUUUUUUUAAGAAUGAAAUCCAGAGCAUUGUACAGCCCUACUUUCUAACUCAGGGUUGACAGUGCUACUUAACAUUGUUUUUGGCAGUGAAUUUGCACAUAACCUCUAGCUAAACCUAAGUUAAUCUGAAGCAGUAGCAUUAUGAGUGAAAAUGCACAACUUCUGUUAUAUUUUCCAGGAUGGUUUUUCUUAUAUCAGGAAGACAAAACCAGGUUCGGGCUGUCUGCAGUCAUAUCUAACAACCCAUGCAUAAAAUACUGUAGUAAUUUUCUAAUAACAUCCCUUCUCUGUUUUGAUGUAGAUUAGAAAGUGUGGGAUAUAGCAGGUAGAAUAUGCAGGAGUACUUUGAUAUGUAUAUUACUCUUUUUGGUUUAACCUUGAAUCAGUUCCCAUUAAAGUGUCUGAAAAUGGAGUAGGAGGAUCAACUCUGGAGUUUAGCCUAAAAGUGUUGCAAUUAUUUUAAUAGCAGUUUAACUUUUCUUCCACUCAAAAUAUUAUAUUUGUUAACCAUAUUCUUAUUAUUUGUUCCUCCCUCUCCAGUCGCCUCCUUUUUUUCAACAAGCUUAUUUUGUUUAUUUGUUUUUAAAUCUGCCAAUAAAAAACAAAGUGCCAUAUUAUCCUAGUUAGUGGUUAUGUAGGAAUAUGCAAAUAGAUAUGUUAGCUAUCCAGUUUGCAUAUGUAAACUUGUUCAAUUUAUUUUGGAGGCAGUUGAAUUUGGUUUACAUGAUUCGCAUAAAUGCCAACAUUUCUCCACCCCUCUUUGUUUUGCUGAUGUGAUAGGCAGCAACAGUAUGCUAUGAAAUGGAUAAAUGGAUGGAUCUCUUUUCUUCCCCAUUCAGGUUUGUAGUAGAUUCUUAAACAUGUAGCUCGGAGGAUGGGGAAGGAGACCUUCCAUGCCUUCUUUCUUUCUGUAGCUUGCUACCUCCAAGUAUACACCAUAAGAAGUAUUGAAGAGAAGUAUUCUGGGAUAUGCCUAUAAAUUAGAAGAAUGUUGAGGAAGUGUUUAGAGAGAAAAUUGGACUUAAAAUCCAAGCCAGAGAAGAAUUUGUGGAGUAUCAAUUGAAAUUAAUAUUUUGAACCUCUUGGAAUUCAUAGUUCUAAGCCUAGAAAUACAAGUCCAGCAACUACAUGCAAUUGCUCCUAAGCAGUGAAAUUCGAAUUAAAGCAUGUGUUAGUGAAAAUUCUGGAAGUGUUUAUGUGGUGGUCAUUCUUGAUUUGCUUGUUUUCUAAUGUUAAAAGUACAAUUGCUCCUGAAUAGAGAUAACAUCAAACAUUGUGCUUAAUGCUUGCUUGGUUUUGUUUGUCAUUAUAGCUAUCUCCAGGUAGUGGGAAUUAUUUUGGAAGGGGUGGGGAAGUGAAAGUCAGUAGUGCUGUGGGACUAUUUUGCACUGGAGGGGUAUGUAUGUAUACUUCAAUCCCUGUAAUAAAAAAGCUGCUUUUGAGUAA